AAAAAGUUGGAAAUUACAGUGAAUUUCUGCUCCCACUCUAUCUAUACUAUACUAUUCCUUCUCUGCCCUUUCUUACAUUUUAUUUUAUUUUUAUUUUUUGGGUACAAUUAUUAUUAUUAUUUAUACACACAUAUAUGUAUGUUUUUAUUUUUUGUUUUUAGUUUUUUUGAAUUUUAAUUGGGAUGCAAUGGAUACAGAUAAUAGUUUGUGCUAGCAGACGUUUCUACCGCCAUAUUCUUCUCAUCUUUCUUUCCCAGAUUCUUGUUUCAUAGUGAGUGCCCAUAUGAGUCGAGCCUUUUUUUAGCUUCCCUCUCUCUCUCUCUCUCUCUCUCUCUCUCUCUCUACUUGCUUGUUCCUCUCAUUUGUUUCCGUCAUCUUUAUAAUUCUUGGUGAAUUAUUGCUUCACUCUCUGUCUUUUAACUUUCAAAGUUUGGCUUACUUGGAAGAGUCAAAAACUUACUACUACACCACCCACAUCAUCUUCAUGUUUGAUUUCUUGAUUUUGUUAUAAAGAUUCUUUGUUGGUGGUCUCUUCUUGGGUUUUGUUUCUGAUUUGAUUUCUAAAUUUUGGGAAUCUUUGUUUGGGAGUUUGGUCCAUUUCUCCUUCUGGGUUUUUGGUUGGUAGCUGAGAGGAUAAAAAUCAAAAUUCUGUUUGGGAACUGGGAAUUCGAAUCUAGUGGACCUUUGAUUCUCUCUGGUGGGUGUGUUUGGGAUUUUCUUAUCUUUUUAUUUUUCUGGGUUUUCUUGCAUUUUAAUUGUGAAGCUAUAUUGGGUGGAUAAGGAAGCAUCUUCUCUCACCUCUUUUCAAUCUACGGAAUUUGGAUUUGGAAUUGGAGUUGGAGGUGGUGGGCUCAUCUUCUUCCUACUUCUUUGCUUCUUUCAACUUUGAAUUUUUAAAUUUUUAUGUUAGGUCGUCUAACUAAGUUUCUGUAGAUUUGACAGUGGUGGAGUUCAAUUUUUUUUUUUCUUUUUUUAUUUUAUGAAGUUAAAAAGCAGCCAAGACCCAGUUCAAUCUGAUACUGUUUGAACUCUUUUCUGGUUACUGUUGUGGAUGAGUUUUCUUCAUGUAAUUGGGUUUGGCUUGAAGGUUGGCCACCUACUGUUGAUGCUAUGUUGCUGGCUUUUCUCUGUGAUUUCCAUGAAUUGGUUCAUUAAUGGUGGAAUCAUGGAAACCAAGACUGGUUUUCUUGGUGAUGGCACAAAGAUUUGGGUGAAAUUUUGGGAGAUGAUCUCAGAAAUCACUAGUAAGAUCCACCAUCGAUACUACCAGUAUAUUGGGUCCAAGAAAGUGAGAAAAACAUGGUGGAAGAACCUUUUGGUCACUUGGAUUGUUUUCUGGACCUUAGCGUCUUUGUCUGUGUUCUGGUACAUGAGCUCCCAAGCUGUGGAGAAGAGGAAAGAAACCCUUGCAAGCAUGUGUGAUGAGAGAGCUAGAAUGUUACAAGAUCAGUUUAAUGUCAGUAUGAAUCAUGUACAAGCUAUGUCCAUUGUGAUUUCAACUUUCCACCAUGGAAAAAGGCCAUCUGCUAUUGAUCAGAUGACUUUUGCAAGGUACACGGAAAGAACAGCUUUUGAGAGGCCCCUUACAAGUGGCGUGGCAUAUGCUGUGAGGGUGUUGCACUCUGAAAGGGAACAAUUCGAGAAGCAACAAGGCUGGACAAUUCGGAGGAUGGACACUCUUGAACAAACUCCAGUCCAUAAGGACGAGUAUAACCCAGAAAUCCUCGAGCCAUCCCCAAUACAGGAGGAAUAUGCUCCUGUUAUCUUCGCACAGGACAUUAUUUCACAUGUCGUUUCCAUUGAUAUGCUGUCAGGCAAGGAAGAUUGUGAAAAUGUGCUGCGCGCAAGAGAAUCCGGAACAGGGGUUCUCACUGCGCCUUUUCCGCUACUCAAAUCAAAUCGCCUUGGAGUCAUAUUGACUUUUGCCGUCUACAAGUCAGAUCUUCCCUCAAAUGCAACACCAAAUGAGAGGAUUCAAGCAACUGAUGGGUACCUUGGUGGAGUCUUUGAUAUUGAAUCGCUUGUGGAGAAGUUACUUCAACAACUUGCAAGCAAACAAACCAUCAUUGUGAAUGUGUUUGACACGACGAAUUCUUCACGCCCUAUCAGCAUGUAUGGCUCUAAUGUAUCAUAUGAUGGGUUAGAGCAUGUUAGCAUACUCAACUUCGGGGAUCCGUUCAGAAAACAUGAGAUGCGUUGCAGAUUCAAUCAAAAACCACCAUGGCCAUGGUUAGCAAUAAUGAUAUCUAUUGGCAUCCUUGUCAUUGCAUUGCUUGUUGGGCAUAUAUUCCACGCAACAGUGAAUCGAAUAGCUAAAGUUGAGGAUGAUUACCAGAAGAUGAUGGAACUCAAGAAACGAGCCGAGGCAGCUGAUGUUGCAAAAUCACAGUUCCUUGCUACUGUGUCCCAUGAGAUCAGAACCCCAAUGAAUGGCGUUCUUGGAAUGUUGCAUAUGCUCAUGGAUACAGAAUUGGAUGUAACUCAACAAGACUAUGUCAGAACAGCCCAGGCCAGUGGAAAAGCUCUGGUUUCACUAAUAAACGAGGUUUUGGAUCAAGCGAAGAUCGAGUCUGGUAAACUCGAGCUUGAGGCAGUUCAAUUUGAUCUGCGAGCAAUUUUGGAUGAUGUGUUGUCGCUUUUUUCUGGAAAGUCUCAAGAAAAAGGAUUAGAGCUUGCAGUUUACAUCUCUGAUAAAGUUCCCAAGAUGCUGAUUGGAGAUCCAGGUAGAUUUCGGCAAAUCAUCACAAAUCUUAUGGGUAAUUCAAUCAAGUUCACUGAGAAGGGGCACAUUUUCGUGACAGUCCAUCUCGUUGAGGAGGUGAUGGAAUCCAUAGAAGUUGAGAUAGAAUCAUCGUCCAAGAACACGUUAAGCGGAUUUCCCGUGGCUGAUAGACGUCAGAGCUGGGCUGGAUUCAGAACUUUCAGUCAAGAUCGACCUUCUUGUCCUCUCUCAUCAUCAUCCUCCGGCCUCAUCAAUGUGAUUGUAUCGGUGGAGGACACAGGUGUUGGGAUCCCUUUAGAUGCCCAACCUCGUGUUUUCACUCCCUUCAUGCAGGUGGGCCCCUCAAUCUCCCGAAUACAUGGGGGCACAGGGAUUGGGCUGAGCAUAAGCAAGUGUUUGGUUAACCUCAUGAAUGGUGAAAUUGGGUUCGCAAGCUUACCCAAAAUCGGGUCCACUUUCACUUUCACUGCUGCAUUCACGAAUAUCUGUUCCAAUACCAGCGAGCCUAAGAAGCAGCAAAUAAGCAACCAAUCUAAUCCCAUUUCUUCAGAAUUUCGGGGCAUAACGGCUUUAAUUGUGGACUCCAGACCAGUCCGGGCCAAGAUGUCAAGAUAUCACGUCCAGCGGCUUGGAAUUCAUGUUCAAAUGGCUCCUGAUUUGAAUCAAGCUUUCUCUAGCAUAGCCAGUGGGAAUUCAGUUAUUGACAUGAUCCUAGUAGAACAAGAAGUUUGGGAUAAGGACUCGGCUUUGUCGACUAUCUUAGUCAAUAAAUUAAGAAAAGUAGAUCAUGGCGUGCCUCCAAAAUUGUUUAUUCUAUCUAAUUCCAUCAGUUCUACGAAAAGUAGUUUAGCAACUUCUGGCGUUUGUACCCCAAAUUUCAUUAUGAAGCCACUGAGAGCAAGUAUGUUAGCAGCAUCGCUACAACGAGCCAUGGGUGUUGGGAAUAAGGGGAAUUGCCGCAAUGGAGAGGUCCCCAGUGUGUCUCUUCGCAAUUUGCUUCUCGGGAGAAAAAUUUUAGUUGUAGAUGACAAUAAUGUAAACCUCAGAGUAGCUGCCGGUGCCUUGAAGAAAUAUGGAGCUGAAGUGGUCUGUGCAGAUAGUGGCAAGAAGGCAAUCUCGCUGCUAAAGCCCCCCCAUAAAUUUGAUGCCUGCUUCAUGGAUAUUCAGAUGCCAGAAAUGGACGGGUUUGAAGCUACAAAAAGAAUCCGAGACAUGGAACUCAACAUCAAUAAUUGCAUCCAACAGGGAGAACUAUCAGUGGAAGCUUACGAAAAUGUUUCAGAUUGGCACUUGCCAAUUUUGGCUAUGACGGCGGAUGUAAUUCAGGCUACACAUGAGGCGUGCCUAAAGUGUGGAAUGGACGGAUAUGUUUCAAAACCAUUUGAAGCUGAACAACUUUACCGGGAAGUUUCACGCUUUUUCCAUACUGCAUCAUCAGAUCAGAGCUCUUAGAUAGGACUUACUGGUGAAAAAUGACUCCAGCUUAAGUGCCUGUUCUUCGAACUUCGGAAUGCUAAAGUGGGUUUUGGGGUUUUUGCCAAUGGUGAAAAGCUGGCAUAGCUGAUUUACCUUUUUCCUGAAAUUUUACAGGAAAAUUGUUAGCUUUCAGAGUGUACAUACAAGCAAUGCUCUUUAUAGGUGAGGGGUUCCACUUUCUAGCAUGCCCAAUUCUUUUUUCGGUUUUGUUGUAAAGUUGGCAUCAUCUUUGUAGCAGUAGACAGGCUCCCGAGGAUUGUACCAUAGAAUCUCUGGGGUUGUACUCGCUUCUCGUUCAAAGAACACGAGGUUGCUAUUAUUUGAUGAAGUGUCACGUUCUCUCUGUUUUGCCCUCGGGAGGUUCUAAAUUUGUAUCAUAGAGAUUGAUUUAGUGGCUAGAAUGGAACAUAGCGGCUUAGCGACAGAGAAGAGUGGAUUGUGUAUAUUUUAGGUUGAAUAAAAAUGGAAUGAUACGUACUCACAGUAGCCCAUUUUUCUCAUCGGUUUUGUUUCGAAAGGUGCAAAAAAAAAAAUGUAUGUUCUAUUAAGAACUGAUGUAAUUAUCACAGUAAACCAAUUUGAGUUGUUUCACAGUUUUUGGCCAAUUUGUACAAUUUACUUUGAA
Molecule: messenger RNA, 4823 nt
Organism: Camellia sinensis
Lineage: Eukaryota; Viridiplantae; Streptophyta; Magnoliopsida; Ericales; Theaceae
Gene: HK3
Product: histidine kinase 3
Biological process (GO): phosphorylation; phosphorelay signal transduction system
Cellular component (GO): nucleus
Molecular function (GO): phosphorelay sensor kinase activity
Source: RefSeq, a predicted model, not a curated record